This is a messenger RNA of Vigna unguiculata (cowpea), 1185 nucleotides long. Its product is annotated as DUF1639 family protein, putative (DUF1639). The record is from RefSeq and is a predicted model, not a curated record. NCBI's taxonomy places the organism in Eukaryota, Viridiplantae, Streptophyta, Magnoliopsida, Fabales, Fabaceae.
CUCUCUUCUCUCUCUUAUGUCUGUGUUGUGUCUGUCUCUGUCAUUCGUUCACCCUUAUUCAUAAUCAUAAUAAUGCAUACAUAACACAACAAACAAACCAACUCUUUCUCCAUCUUCGAUUCUCAAUUCUCAAAUCAUUCAAACCUUCAUUCUCUCUGCAAAUUCAAUUCAAUUCAAAUUCAACCUUACCAUUCAUUCCUUCCCCAACCCCCCAAAAAAAUCAGCUUAAAACACACCACACACACAAAAAAGAACCCAUAAAACUUCACAGACACACAGGUACACACGAAGAAGAAAAACUCAACGAAGAAUAAAAAAGUUCAGUUUUUUCUUUAGUGUGAUCAUCGUUUCGUCGAUGGCGACGGGACCCGAAAGAUCGAAGCCACUGCACAACUUCUCGUUGCCCUGUUUGAAAUGGGGCACCCAACGGUUACUUCGCUGCGUCAACGCCGACCUCGAUCGCCGAUCCUCGAGAUUCGACGCGCCGCAGAACGGCGUCGUUCGAGUCCCCAACAAGCGCAAAAUGAACGACGGCGACGCCGUUUUCUUGGGAGGACUCAGAGAAGAAGCUAGUGGCGUCGACAACCAUGCCAUGAUGCCUUGGAAUUUGAGGACGAGAAGAGCUGCGUGCAAGGCUCCGCAGAACGAAGAGGAGCGAAGGUUUUUCGACAUGGGGUGUUCUAUGCCGCCGGUGAAGGAGAAGAAGAAGAUGGUGGUGACGGGGAAUGAGAGAGUUAAGUUUUCUGUUUCCCUCUCCAAGGAGGAGGUGGAGCAGGAUUUCUGGGCCUUGGUUGGAACUAGGCCCCCCAGAAGGCCCAAGAAGAGGCCCAGGAUUGUGCAGAGGCAAUUGAAUACACUUUUUCCUGGUUUAUGGCUGGCUGAGGUCAGUGCAGAGUCAUAUAAAGUUGCUGAUGUUCCUGAAUGAGGGUCUGAAAAAUGAAGGGCUAAACCAGGUUCUGAUUCUGAAUGGAUGACCCAAAUAUUUUUGCUCACUGACUUCCUGUUGUGACAUAAAUAAUGGUAAAUUCCAAAUCAUCUAUGUAAAUGAAAUGUUUAACUCAAUAAUCAUGAAAUUUUGGAAUUUUGCUAUCAGUUGUACUUGUCUGAAUGUUGUAGCUUGCAGAUUGUACGGAUCAACUUUGUUUUCAGUUAUUUGAACAUAAUCUAUUGACCAUUUUCUUCUUA